This is a messenger RNA of Vigna radiata var. radiata (mung bean), 1963 nucleotides long. Its product is annotated as 2-hydroxymuconate semialdehyde hydrolase-like. The coding region runs from base 902 to 1846 and encodes 314 amino acids. The transcript has 4 exons. NCBI's taxonomy places the organism in Eukaryota, Viridiplantae, Streptophyta, Magnoliopsida, Fabales, Fabaceae. The record is from RefSeq and is a predicted model, not a curated record.
AGUGCCUAAUAUUUUAAUAUCUUUAUCUUAAUAAAAAAAAAUGUAAUGUUUGUACAUACUCAUACUACUCAAAGAGUGUUAUCCAGUUAUUUAUUUACUUCAUGGCUUGAAUAUAGUCUUAAUAAAUGCGUAUACUAAAUUAUCCAAAUAAACAGUCAACCGUGUUAAUUAAUCAUAGAUUUAGGCGUUUGGAGAAAACUUUACAAUGAUGUCUAAAAUUGAAGUUACGAAAAUAGUAUUUAUAAGAUAUAGAAUAAAGAAGUAUCUUAUUUACGACAAAAAUAAAAUAAUAAUAGUAAUACUUUUUAUUCAUUUCAUAAGACAAACAUGUUAUUACUUAGAGGAGUUAUGUAUUAGAAAAUCCACAAAUGAUCAGUUGACUUUUUAGCAUAAUGUGACUUAGUAUGGUGUCUGAGAUUAUGUGUCCCUUCACCACUAGAAAUUUCACAGUUUUAAUUGCGAAAAAGUAUUGCCUAUUCGUAUUUUAGAUAUUUUUAUUUUAUUUUUUUAAAAGAAAAAGAAACAAAAUAAAGAAUCAGAAUACUUUUAUGCUAUAUUGCCGAUCGAGGCUUUUUACACAAAAACACGGAAGGAAUAUAAAAGAAAAAUGAGAAUAAAAUGAAUAAUAUAAGUAAGUUAUAUUUUUAAAAAUGAUUAUGAAUGCAUGAAAAAAGAAAUUACUAUCGGAAUUGAAUAUUAUUGGUAAAAAAAUAUGAUUUGAGUUAGAAGAAUAAGCAAGGUAAAGUAUCCCCAAGAAGUAGUGAGUGGGGAAAGAUGUGUUGAUUAUUUAGACGGGAACUGAGAGGAAAAGACGGUGAUCAGAAAAUGAAGGAGAGCCAUGAGAAAGGAGAAGAAAAAAGGGAUGGAUUACGCACACAAUCUUCAACCAAUAUAAAUAGCAAUGAAAUCUCCGACGAGGGAGGGACCAACCAAAUUCAUCAACAUGCCUUCGUCAUUCAACUUCGCCUGCAUGUACAACAAGUACAUCCGACGCUGUUUCACGGGGGCGGGCCUCUGGUCGCAGGCCCUCGCCCUUGACGACAUGACCACCAUGCACUUUUGGGGCCCAAGAAACAAAACGGCCCAGAAGCCCUCUCUGGUUCUCAUCCACGGCUUUGGGCCCGUGGCAUUGUGGCAGUGGCGCAGACAGGUCAAAUCCCUGGCCCCACACUUCAACCUUUACGUUCCGGACCUCGUAUUCUUCGGAGGCUCCACCACCAUUUCCAGGGAGAGGAGCGAGGUGUUUCAGGCGAAGUCGGUGGGGAAGCUUCUGGAUAAGUUGGAGGUGGAGACGUUGCACGUGGUGGGCACCAGCUACGGGGGCUUGGUCGCUUACAAUCUGGCCAAGAUGAUGGGGGAAGGGAGGGUGAAGAAAGUGGUCAUCGCCAGCUCCGGCGUUAACAUGACCGCGAGAAGUAACCUAGAGAUGCUCCGAAGUUCUAAAUUGAACAGCAUCGACGACCUCAUGUUUCCUUCUUCCCCCCACCACCUGCGGCAGUUGAUGUCCCUCUCCAUCUACAAGCCUCCCCAUGUCCCUGAUUUUGUCCUCAGUAUCUUCAUCCAUGAAUUGUACGGAGAGAAUAAGGAGAGAAAAUUGGAAAUUCUAAAAGGGAUCUCUGUGGGCAGGGAAGAAACCUCUAACGUUUCACCUCUUAAACAGGAAGUUCUGAUAGUGUGGGGGGAAGAAGACCGGGUUUUUCCGGUGCGAUUGGCGCAUGAACUGAAAGAGGUGAUAGGUAAAAAUGUAAAAUUAGAACUGAUAAAGGAAGCAGCACAUGUGCCUCAAAUUGAAAAGCCAGUAGAAUUCAACCGCAUCAUCAUUAAUUUUUUACGGGGGACUCCUUGACUAUUAACUUCAUUUUUUUCUUCUUUUCAAUUUUCGACAACUUCGUAGGAAACUUUAUUAGAUUCCGAGGAACAUACCUCACCAAUGUAAAUUGUAAAAUAUUCUAAGAAAACAAAA